AAAAUAUAAAAAUCAUUUUAGCAACCACAUUUCCAGAAGUGGUAAACGCCAGGCAGCAGCAAGUAGUUAAACGCGUCCACAAAAGUUAAAAAAGAAAUUAAAAUUGCCCCGGUGCACGCAAAGGAGUGAGUGCCAUCAAGACGAGAAGUCAAAAAUAUUUUCCUGGACGGAUCAUCAUCUUACUUAAGUAGUUACGAAGCGUAGUAGAAGGAUUUAUUACCGGAGAAUCUCGAACCAGUAAAAGUCAGAAGUUACGGCCGAGUAAUAGACAAUUCAAAAAUGUCGGGAUCAAUUAGACGUAAACAUGGAGAUAUUUCCAAAGCUCCUACACCACAAAAUACUCCUUCAUCAAUCACUAAUUCUUAUUUAAGAUCUCAACCUCCAACUGUUCCAAGUAUAAAGGAGGAAGAUUCUGAAGUUUUACGUCAAGUCGCCAAUAAUCCAGCAUUGAUGAGUAUGAUUCAAGGUAAAUUGGGUGCACUUGUUGGUCAACAAAGUUCAUAUAUUGAUUCAUUACCAAAAAUUGUAAAAGAUCGUAUUAGUGGAUUAAAAGCAAUUCAAUUAAAACAAUUGAAGAUUGAAGCACAAUUCCAACGUGAAUUAUUGGAAUUAGAAAAGAAAUAUGCAAAGCUUUAUGAACCAUUGUUUGAUAGAAGAAAAAAGAUCAUUGCUGGAGAUGCCGAACCAACUAGUGAAGAAAUCGAAGAAGGUCGUGCAUUAGAAGAAGAAGAAGAUGAUGACGAAGACGAAGAAGAAAAGAUAAAGGAACUCAAUGAAGGUAAGAAGGAAGACGAUGAAGAUGAAGAUGAAGAAGCCGACGAAAGUGCUGAAAAGGGUAUCCCAGAUUUCUGGUUAACUGCCAUUGAAAACUUAAGUACUAUCAGUGAAACUAUUACUGAAAGAGAUAGUGAAGUAUUAUCCAAUUUAAUUGAUAUUAGAGUCGAAUAUUUGGAAACUCCUGGUUUUGAAUUAAUAUUUGAAUUCCAAGAAAAUGAAUUCUUUUCUAAUAGAAUUUUAACCAAGACUUACCAUUAUCAAGCUGAAUUAGGUUAUAGUGGAGAUUUUGUUUAUGAUCAUGCCGAUGGUAGUGAAAUAAACUGGAAAUCCAAGGAAAAUAAUGUCACUAUCAACAUUGAAAGAAGAAAGCAAAGAAACAAAAACACCAAACAAACAAGAACUAUUGAGAAGUUAACUCCAACUGAAUCAUUCUUCAAUUUCUUUGAUCCACCAAAACCUCCAAAGAAGAAGGAAGGUGACGAAGAAGAUGAAGAAAAUGACGAUGAAGAAGAUAGAGAUGAAGAAGAUGAAGAAGAUGAAGAUGACGAAGAUGCCGAUGAAGAAUUGGAAGCUAGAUUAGAAUUAGAUUAUCAGUUAGGUGAAGAAUUUAAAGAUCGUUUGAUUCCAAGAGCCAUUGAUUGGUUUACUGGUGAUGCCAUUGAUUACUUUCCUGGUGAAUUAGAUGACGAAGAAGACUAUGAUGAAGAAGAAUUCGAUGAAGACGAUGAUGAAGAUGAUGAUGAAGAUGAUGAAGACGAUGAAGAUGAUGCUCCAAAGGAACAACCACCUGAAUGUAAGCAACAAUAAUCAAAUCACUCAGAUAUUUUCCCUUCGUAUUGUAAUAGUGUAUAUAUGCUAUUACUAUAAUUAUAAUUA
Molecule: messenger RNA, 1653 nt
Organism: Scheffersomyces amazonensis
Lineage: Eukaryota; Fungi; Ascomycota; Pichiomycetes; Serinales; Debaryomycetaceae
Gene: NAP1
Product: histone chaperone
Exons: 1
Coding region: 280-1584 (434 amino acids)
Biological process (GO): nucleosome assembly
Cellular component (GO): chromatin; nucleus
Molecular function (GO): histone binding; chromatin binding
Source: RefSeq, a predicted model, not a curated record